AUCGUGAGAGUGCUCGUAGCCUAAAGUAGAACGCGCAAUGACGACAAAACUAUCAUCGUCUGGACCGACUCCUGCUGAUGUGGUCACCCUCACCGCUUCCUGUCUCUGCAAUAUCCGAUCGAACUCUACCAUAGGCUUCCAAACGAAACUCGCAUUUCCGCGCUCUUCGUUUCCCCUCCCACUUGAUCUAUGCCAUUGUUCGACGUGUCGAGCGUCUCUAGGUACCUGCUUCGCGAGUAUGGUGAAGUUGCCUCCUGUAUCUGCGGCCGCGGACAAUAUCGUUACUUCCUCGAAUGAUGGUUCGAAGCGGAAGCAGCUGUCCGAAAGGACACAGCGUCCGUGGCCUAUGGGCGAGAUGCCACAGACGCUGAGGAGGUACAAGUCCAGCGAUACCGCCGCGAGGUAUUUUUGUGGGAUGUGCGGGACGUGUUUGUGGAUGCAUUAUGGGGACGAGGAUGGACCUUCGCAUACCACUAAUGCCACAGACGACAGUGGAACUGCGGGGAAGAUAUCGAUGCAGAAGGAGGAAGAUGUUUGGUUUGUUACCACUGGCUCACUCGAGCUGGCAGAUGCUGAGGGCGAGGCGAUCGAAGCGAUGUUCAAGGUCGUUUCACAUAUUUAUGUGGAGGAUACCAAAGACGGUGGGGUUGCGGUGCUUGCUGGACACUCCCUCCCCAAUUCCGACGCGACGAAGGACGCAACCGAGAUUCCGUCAUACUACCGUCGCGGUUCUCCACGAAUUACUCGCUCAGAACUCAUCUCACAGCUGUCCUACGCCUCGACACACAUUAAUCCUCAUACAAACGAGAGGGAAAACCCACUCGUAGCCCAAUGUCAUUGCAGAACCGUCACACUCCUCAUCUCCCCCCCUGACAUCCCGUCGAGCUAUCCGCCUGAGGCAUGGAACGCUUGGGCAGAAGCACUCGACCCUCCGCCUCACAACCGUCACGCGCAUACCCACUCUACCUCCCAAGCCGCUCUACAGGCUCUACGUGAUUCGGAAGUUACAGAUACUCCUAAAUUCGACGAUCGCGACGUAUGGUGGCUUCGUCCUUCUCUCGUCACGAACAGAAACACGGGGAACUCUUCCACUAAACGGAACCGACUUCUCGUUGCGACGUGUGCUUGUGAUUCCUGUCGACGGGGCUCGGGUACGGAGGUGCAGCAGUGGGUAUUUACGCCUACGGGGUGCAUCUCUGUCGUUCUGCGCCCAUCUUCAGCACGAUCGUCGGAGUCGGAGGACACGGAGGCGCACCCAGUCACGGUGCCCUGGUCCGCGGUCGUUCCACACUUACCCGUCGCCUCACGUCCCCAAAUUACCAGCACCGCGAGCGCGAGCUUUCCGGAGGGUUAUUCUCUUCCCUUCGAGGCGUACGAGUCCUCUCCCGGGACCCAUCGAGGGUUCUGUGGCACCUGUGGCGCUACCAUCUUUUGGAGUGGAAAGCAGCACGGCGAGAUGUGGCCUGAAGAAGAUAGGAGGAAUACGAUCGACAUUAGCGCAGGACUGGUUUCGGGCGCUGGAACCGUGUCUGAUGGUGCGAGUAUUAGUGUGGGAUCGAGGAGAGAUGAGUGGCUGGAUUGGCGAUCGAAUUACGUGACUAAUCUCAAAGACUACGAGGCAAAGAGGAGAGGAGAUCUGGGGAGGAGAAUACAGGCGGGGGCGAGGAGUGAGCAGUGGUUGAAGGGGUUGGGUGGUGCUUGAAAGCUUGACAGAUGAUCGAGAAGAGCUAAGGAUAAAAGUUUGGUGCUUUUGUACCAGCUAGCUCACGAUU
Messenger RNA from Stereum hirsutum FP-91666 SS1, 1772 nucleotides. RefSeq lists its product as uncharacterized. The transcript is spliced from 2 exons. NCBI's taxonomy places the organism in Eukaryota, Fungi, Basidiomycota, Agaricomycetes, Russulales, Stereaceae. The coding region runs from base 38 to 1702 and encodes 554 amino acids. The record is from RefSeq and is a predicted model, not a curated record.